UCUCCAGCCACCGCCUAACGCCACGUUUGACACUUCACAACAAUACACACAACAUAAUAUAUCGAUAAGCCACGUUUACUCUCUCCUUUAGCUACUGUUUUUGUCCUUUUUCUUUUCUCUUCGUCUCCUCGCACCAUCUUCUUUUCUUCUUCAUCAUCUUCUUCAACCCAAGCACGCAGGCCUUCUUUCUCUCAAUCUCUUUGUUGACGUGGGUUCUUUUUGAAAUUCGGUGAUGGGAGAUGAAAUGAGAGUACCAUCCACACCAAACAACAUCAAUAACCAUGAUACUACUCAUCAAAGCACCACCGAUCAGCCUCAGGUGGUCGGCUUGUACCCUCUGAGUUGCUACUACUUUGGAUCCACCCAACCUCUUUCUUUCAAGGAUGAGACGUUAGCUGAUCGUGUUCAGAGAUUCAAACUCAACUAUGCUGCUCAUGGGUUGAGAACUCGUGUUGAAGGGAUUCUUUUGGUUGAGUUGUUCAAGCAUCCCCACUUGUUACUGCUUCAAGUAAGAAACUCCAUCUUCAAGCUCCCUGGUGGUCGGUUAAGACCAGGUGAAUCAGAUAUCGAUGGAUUGAAACGCAAGUUGUCUAGGAAACUUUAUGUCAGUGAAGAUGGUAAUGAAUCUGAUUGGGAGGUGGGAGAAUGUGUUGGAAUGUGGUGGAGACCUGAUUUUGAAACCCUGUUAUAUCCGUCCUUGUCACCUACUGUGAAAAAACCAAAGGAAUGCAUAAAACUCUUCCUCGUGAGGUUACCAGAGAGUCGAAAGUUCAUUGUGCCAAAAAACCUGAAAUUGCUUGCAGUCCCUUUGUGCCAAAUACAUGACAAUUACAAGACAUAUGGACCAAUAAUAUCAGGAAUUCCCCAGCUGUUAUCUAAAUUCUCCUUCAACAUAAUUGAAUGUUAAAGUUAUAAUAUGGACUACGAGGUAUGUGAUCUAGAGGCUGUAUGGCCUGCCUGGCGUGGGUAAAAAGUUUCAGAUACAGGGUUGUAGACAUAUAUAUAUAUAAAUGUAUAUGUAUUGUUCAAAAUCUUUGAAGAUCUAAAAGGGGGUGCAAUGGAAGAUGAAGAACAAGAUUAUUAAAUGUUAAGCACAUGUUUUGAAUUACUCUUUUUUUGAAUUAAGUGAAAAAUAGAGUGUAAUGAAACAUCUCCAUAGACAGUUUUUUGCUUCUGUGAUUGCGGGUACAUCCUUAUUAUGACCGUCGUCUCUCUUUGGAUGUACAUGGAUUUCAUUAUCAAUCCACGAGUUCUUAUACCAA
Molecule: messenger RNA, 1262 nt
Organism: Carica papaya (papaya)
Lineage: Eukaryota; Viridiplantae; Streptophyta; Magnoliopsida; Brassicales; Caricaceae
Gene: CFIM-25
Product: homolog of CFIM-25
Biological process (GO): mRNA 3'-end processing
Cellular component (GO): mRNA cleavage factor complex
Molecular function (GO): mRNA binding
Source: RefSeq, a predicted model, not a curated record